Messenger RNA from Acinonyx jubatus (cheetah), 6152 nucleotides. It is a transcript of the gene TGFBR1, whose product is annotated as transforming growth factor beta receptor 1. Gene Ontology annotation, biological process: nervous system development; heart development; cellular response to growth factor stimulus. Gene Ontology annotation, molecular function: activin receptor activity, type I; SMAD binding; transforming growth factor beta receptor activity, type I. NCBI's taxonomy places the organism in Eukaryota, Metazoa, Chordata, Mammalia, Carnivora, Felidae. The transcript is spliced from 10 exons. Bases 5 to 1756 code for a protein of 583 amino acids. The record is from RefSeq and is a predicted model, not a curated record. Gene Ontology annotation, cellular component: plasma membrane; activin receptor complex.
GCCAAUGGACGCGCAGCCCCGGAGCAGUUACAAAGGGCCGGAGCGAGGCCGCCGCGGCGGCGGGAGGUGGGGCGAGGCAGGGCUUGCUCAGGCGAGGCGGCGGCCGGGCCGGACCGGGCCACAGGCGGUGGCGGCGGGACCAUGGAGGCGGCGGCCGCUGCUCCGCGUCCCCGGCUGCUCCUCCUCGUGCUGGCGGCGGCGGCGACGCUGGCCCCGGGGGCGACGGAUGCAGAUUUCAGAAGUGAGAGUGUGGGAAAAUGUUCAUCAUAGAAUGGAGGAAGCUGUAGCUGCUGGUAGAUAUUGGGGCCUGGAAGCAACAGGUGACCAAGCAUUACAGUGUUUCUGCCACCUUUGUACAAAAGACAAUUUUACUUGUGUGACAGAUGGGCUCUGCUUUGUCUCUGUCACAGAGACCACAGACAAAGUUAUACACAAUAGCAUGUGUAUAGCUGAAAUUGACCUAAUUCCCCGAGACAGGCCGUUUGUGUGUGCACCGUCUUCAAAAACCGGCUCUGUCACUACAACGUAUUGCUGCAAUCAGGACCACUGCAAUAAAAUAGAACUCCCGACUGUUGGCCCUUUUUCAGGAAAGCCAUCAUCUGGCCUUGGUCCCGUCGAAUUGGCAGCUGUCAUUGCUGGACCAGUCUGCUUCGUCUGCAUCUCACUCAUGUUAAUGGUUUAUAUCUGCCAUAAUCGUACUGUCAUUCACCAUCGAGUGCCAAACGAAGAGGAUCCUUCCUUAGAUCGUCCUUUUAUUUCAGAGGGCACUACGUUGAAAGAUUUAAUUUAUGAUAUGACAACAUCAGGUUCUGGAUCAGGUUUACCAUUGCUCGUUCAGAGAACAAUUGCAAGAACUAUUGUGUUACAAGAAAGUAUUGGCAAAGGUCGAUUUGGAGAAGUUUGGCGGGGAAAAUGGCGAGGAGAAGAAGUUGCUGUCAAAAUAUUCUCCUCUAGAGAAGAACGCUCGUGGUUCCGUGAGGCCGAGAUUUAUCAGACCGUAAUGUUACGCCAUGAAAACAUCUUGGGAUUUAUAGCGGCAGACAAUAAAGACAACGGUACAUGGACUCAGCUCUGGUUGGUGUCAGAUUAUCAUGAGCAUGGAUCCCUUUUUGAUUAUUUGAACAGAUACACAGUGACCGUGGAAGGAAUGAUAAAACUCGCUUUGUCCACAGCAAGUGGACUUGCCCAUCUUCACAUGGAGAUUGUUGGUACCCAAGGGAAACCAGCCAUUGCUCAUAGAGAUUUGAAGUCCAAGAAUAUCUUAGUAAAGAAGAAUGGAACUUGCUGCAUUGCAGACUUAGGACUGGCAGUAAGACACGAUUCAGCCACAGAUACGAUUGAUAUUGCUCCAAACCACAGAGUGGGAACAAAAAGGUACAUGGCCCCCGAAGUUCUAGAUGAUUCCAUAAACAUGAAACACUUUGAAUCCUUCAAACGUGCUGACAUCUAUGCAAUGGGCUUAGUAUUCUGGGAAAUAGCUCGACGAUGUUCCAUUGGUGGAAUUCAUGAAGAUUACCAGCUGCCUUAUUAUGAUCUUGUACCUUCUGAUCCAUCAGUUGAAGAAAUGAGAAAAGUUGUUUGUGAACAGAAGUUAAGGCCAAAUAUUCCAAACAGAUGGCAGAGUUGUGAAGCCUUGAGAGUAAUGGCUAAAAUUAUGAGAGAAUGUUGGUAUGCCAACGGAGCUGCUAGACUUACAGCUUUGAGGAUUAAGAAAACAUUGUCACAACUCAGUCAACAGGAAGGCAUCAAAAUGUAGUUCUGCGGCUUCGCCUGAACUCUGCUUUUCUUCAGAUCUGCUCCUGGGUUUUAAUUUGGGAGGUCAGCUGUUCUACCUCACUGAGAGGGAAUAGAAGGAUAUUGCUUCCUUUUGCGACAGUGUAAUAAGGUCAAUGAGAAACUCCCCAGGAUUUCUUUGGACCCAGGAAACAGCCAUGUGGGUCCUUUCUCUGCACUAUGAACACUUCUUUCCCAGGACAGUUACAAAGUGUUGUGUAGUCUACCUUUAUUUUUUAUUAACACAAAACUUGGUUGUUGUUUUGUUUUUUUAAAGAUGAUUGCUGAUCUUAACUUUAGGUUAAUUCUGCUGUGCUGAAGAUCAUCUUUAAGGGUAAAGGAGCUGGAUUGUUGAGUUACACGAAACAUUUCUUAUUUUUCAAGAAAGUGAUUUUAUUCCUGGUUAGUACAUUCUCAGAGGAUUCUGAACCACUAAAGAGUUUCCUUGAUUCAGACUUUGAAUGUACUGGUCUAUAAUUUUCAGGAUCUUAAAACUAACACUUAUAAAACUCUUAUCUUGAGUCUAAAAAUGACCUCAUAUAGUAGUGAGGAACAUAAUUUAUGCAAUUGUAUUUUGUAUACUAUUACUGUUCUUUCACAUAUUCAGAACAUUACAUGCCUUCAAAAUGGGAUUGUACUAUACCAGUAAGUGCCGCUUCUGUGUCUUUCUAAUGGAGAUGAAUAGAAUUGCUUAAAGUCUGUGUGUCUUAAAACCUGUAGUAUUUUAAUUCAAGAAGUUUAUUUAUCUGGGUAGCCCAGACUUUCUCUGUCUAGUUUUUUGGAGGAAUUUUUGUAGUAUGUCAUUUGGUAGUCCAUUUUGAAAAUGCCUUUCUCCUACCAAAAUGUGCUUAAACCACUAAAGAAAUGAAGUGGCAUUAAUUGGUAAAUGUUAUCAUGGUCAUAUCUGAAUAUUCUCACUUCAAGCUUUUGCAUUUAAAUUGUGUUGUCUAAGUAUACCUUAAGUCAAGUGGCACUCUAGAUGCUUAUAGUACUUUAAUAAUUUAAAACUUGUAGCCUACAGACUAAUUUUUCUAAAAGGGAAAAUUUGUCUAGCUGCUUGUGGAAGGUUGUGUGGCAUUCUGUAAGCCAUUUUUUUCUUUAUCUGAUCAAAGACAGUGUUAUUUUUUUAAGAGAUGAAUUACAUUUAAAAUUAGGAUAUGGUUGAUGUUAAAUAAUAGGUUUUUUUCUAGGAAGGUAAAGGUAAUUAAUAAUUUGAAUAGCUAACAGGUGUGCAAGAGAGUCACAUUCGUCAUGUCGGAGUCAGUGUUCAGUGGGCUUUCUGUCUUUGUAGCUAAGGUCAGAGUUUGUGUGGUUCUGGAGUCUCAUUACCCUUUGAAGAAGGCAGCUUCUAAUUCAGUCUUUCCCUCCGUGUGCGCAUACUGUGCACAAGUGCUUAAUCUCCAUGGUUAUGUAACGAGUUCAGUACACCCUUGAUUUUUGGGAGUGGUAGCUAAAGAACAUUCUGAGUAUAGGUUCUCCAUUUACAGAUGUUUUUAGUCAAAUUAAAUGUCUCAAGCAAACUCGUCAUGGUCUUCACAUUAACUUGAAACUAACUUACAAUAACUGGUUUUUACUUCCAGUGCUAAAAGUCCUUUAGGGCUUUUAUAAUUUUCAGAGUUCUCUUUAUCACUGUGAUCUUAUUCUGACGGGAGAGGAAAAACUAUCAUAGCAAUGAGGCAAGACAUUGACUUUAUACUGCUAUCAGUUUCUAAAUGAAAGGGUCAGAAUAACCUUUACAGUAUUUUGGUCAGUAAGAGAUAGUGGCCAUUUACACUGACUGGGCUGCAUUCUGAUAAUGUCUUCUCUCUUAUACAUAGAAUAAAUUUGAAAGACUAUUUGGUCUUAAAGCCAAAGUAAUUUUAGAAUGAAUGACAUAUACAUAGGAAUUUAGUGUCAAUUUCAUGUGUUUAAAAACAUCAUGGGGAAAAUGUGCUUAGAGGUUAAUAUUUUGACUCCAAAUCUGAGUUUUUUCUGUAGUUGCCAUGAUUUUAAUUUUGUCAAAGCAAAUGAAUGAGUUUGAGGGGUUUGUUUUUAUAAAUAUGUUAGAUUUCCUGUUUAAUAAACUCUAGCUCUGUGAUUAUAAGUACCUUUUUUUUUUUUUUUUUUUUUUUUGGCCAUUUCUAAGCCUACCAGAUCUGCUUUAUGAAAUCCAGGGGACCAAUGCUAAAACUAUUUUUAUAUAAUUUUAAGAACAUACCAAAAGCUCUUGUCUGAUUUGAAAUUGUGAUACAUAAUUUCUCACUUUCCUAUAAGGUAAAGUAAUCAACUUUUACUGAAGAUAUUCUUUAUUGAAUCAAAGAUUGAGUUGCAGUUAUACUGUUCUUGACUAAGUGAAUAAAAUGUACUUUUGGGGAGUCAGGGAAUUUUUUUUUUAAAGUUGGAGUUUAGUUCUAAAUUGGGUUUAUUAUUGCAGCAAAUUCCUUUUUUGGCUAAUGAGUUUGAUAAACCCCAUUUGGCUAAUAUUGGAAACGGAAGUCACUUAAAAGAUGAAAUAGAUCCUGAUUGCUACGGCCAUAACUGCAGAUAAGUUUGACUAGAGUGUUAAUUUUGUCACUCAGAAACACAAGCCUUUGUUUAUGCUGCCUGUCUUCAGACGUUCACCUUCCAAGAUUAAACUUGGCUUAAAAUGUACCUUCAGACCAGUUACCUGUCCACGUCCAUUUUGUCAGUACCCCGGAGGACUGGGGAUGAGGGAGGUACGACCCAGUGGGGCACAGGUGUCCCCGGUCCUUCCUUUAUAACUUCAGCUUAGUUUUCUCAACUAGCCUUCCUGCUCAGAGACCAUUGCCUUGCCGCCACCAUGCCCUGCCCAUAUCCCCUCAGCAGCCUUUUGACUGAAUAGCUGCUUUUGGUAUCUAAAUGGUUGAUGGAAACGUAGGACGUGCUUCCAUUUCUUCGAGUCAUGGGGUGUUGCUGGGAGGGCUCUCCCAAGUUUGGAGAUUGGGUGGGUGAUGGCCCUGCUGGCUGCCUUGUUGUGACUUCAGUUAUGGCCAGGGAGUGGGAAGGCAGCAAGGUGGCAGUAUGGCAAUAGGAGUUGUGCCAGAAGCAGUGGCCGAUCCUAUCCGCUGUAGGACAGGGUAAGGUCUGAAGAAGGGAGCCUGUGAUUCUGCUGUAAUGAUAAUGCUCAAGAAGUGCCUUGAGUCAGUGCACAGUGCCAUGGCCAUCAAGAUUUCCAAAUUUCAGUUCUCCUUAUGACAUUUAGUGAUCAGCUCGUGCGUGAGCUACCUUCUGUUCCCCCUCUACAUCGCGAACUGUCCCACUUAGACUGUUUUGUGAAACAAGAUGGCCUAUUGCCAAUUAAAAUGCAGAACAAAAUCAGUAUCCCAGUAGAACUGUCAUAUCAAGAGUUUAUUUUUAUCCUUGCACCGAAAGAGUGAUUAUAAGUUAACUGUUUCUUUUUGUUUCUUGACUGUGGCAGUGUUCUGGCUCCAAAUGAUGGAAUUUCCAAACAGUGGUUCUGUUACAGCUUGGCAGGAAAUGCCAAUUCAGAUAUUUUUGAGAUCCUAAAGAAUAGGUCUGGACAUGUAAUCUGUAGCUUCUUGAGUGUGAUUAAGAACGCUGAAAUACCCACGGGCCCCUUCCAGCAGUGCUGGGAUUCUAAGUCAUUCUGAGGAUUGUCAGUACAUUCAAGCUUUUCCACACCAUUAUGCAAUCUUACUUGUAAUUGUAAACUUCUAAGAAUGUGGUUAAUAAUAUUCAACCUGUUUCUUAAAACUUAAAAAGAACUUAAGUGAAUUUUGUUUUUAUUUUUUAACAAGAUUUAUGAAUUGAAUAUCGUGAACCGUGUUUUGAUAUCCCUUUUUCACCUUGUGCCAAUGGAAUGGGGUGUUUGAUAUUUCUUUCUAUGUCAAGGAGAUGCUUCAAAAUGUCAAUUGCUUUAAACUUAAAUUACCUCUCAAGAGACCAAGGUACAUUUACCUCAUUGUAUAUAUAAUGUUUAAUAUUUGUCAGAGCAUUCUCCAGGUUUGCAGUUUUAUUUCUAUAAAGUAUGAGUGUUAUGUUGCUAAAUUACUCAAAUGGUACUGUAUUGUUUAUAUUUGUACCCCAAAUAACAUCUUCUAUACUCUCUGUUUUCUGUAUUUUAUUGUAUCCGUGCAAAAUUCUUUUGGCUUUUACCAGUGUAACCUCUGCCCUUUCGGAUGUGUACAGAAAAUGUCCAUGUAAAUUUUCAUUUAAGUUGAAUGAUUUUGAGAAACCUAUAAAGAGGAAAGAAAAACAAAGACGACAUUUCCCCAGAAGUUUUUAAAAAUUGUAUAUUGUAUUUGUAGUAAUAUUCUGAAUGAGCUGUAAAUAGGAAGUAGAAGAGCGAUGCUUAUGUCGGGUCCUAACACUACAGUAGAGAAGUGGAAGCAAUGCAAAUAAAUGACUUUUUUUUUCCC